AUGUCUGACAAGCUGACCCGUAUUGCCAUUGUCAACACUGACAAGAAAUGUCGUCAAGAGUGCAAGAAGUCGUGCCCCGUCGUCCGUACCGGUAAACUCUGCAUCGAAGUCGACAACACCUCCAAGAUCGCUUUCAUCUCCGAAAGCCUGUGUAUUGGUUGCGGUAUCUGCCCCAAGAAGUGCCCCUUCGGCGCCAUUCACAUCAUCAACUUGCCCACCAACCUUGAAAGUCAGGUCACCCACCGCUACUCGGCCAACAGCUUCAAGCUUCAUCGACUUCCCAUGCCCCGCCCCGGUCAGGUUCUUGGUCUCGUUGGAACAAACGGUAUCGGAAAGAGUACCGCCUUGAAGAUUCUUAGUGGCAAACUCAAGCCCAACCUGGGACGUUACGACAACCCGCCCGACUGGGAGGAGAUUCUGAAGUACUUCCGUGGUUCCGAGCUGCAGAACUACUUCACCAAGGUCUUGGAGGAUGACCUGAAGGCCGUCGUCAAGCCUCAAUAUGUCGACCAGAUCCCUCGCGCCGUCAAGGGUCCUGUCAAGCAGGUCAGGGAUCUCAUCUCGGCACGCAACCAAUUGGGCAACCUGGAAGAAAUUAUGGACGUUCUCGAGCUUGGAGCGGUUGCUGACCGUGAGAUUGAGCACCUGUCUGGUGGUGAACUGCAACGUUUCGCUAUUGGUCUGGUCUGUGUGCAACAGGCUGAUGUAUACAUGUUUGAUGAGCCUUCCUCUUAUCUCGAUGUCAAGCAGCGUCUGGCUGCUGCCCGUACUAUCCGUGGCCUGCUCCGCCCUGAUGACUACGUCAUUGUUGUUGAGCACGAUUUGUCUGUUCUUGAUUACCUUUCCGACUUCAUUUGCGUGCUCUACGGUCGUCCCGCCGUCUAUGGUGUUGUGACUCUGCCCUCGUCGGUCCGUGAGGGUAUCAACAUCUUCUUGGACGGUCACAUUCCCACUGAGAACUUGCGAUUCCGUGAGGACUCCCUAACUUUCCGUCUCGCUGAGGCUGGUGACGAUUUCAUUGUCGACAAGGACCGCGCUUUCGCCUACCCCGCCAUGGAGAAGACCCAGGGUAACUUCCACCUCAGCAUCGAGCCCGGUAACUUUACCGACUCUGAGAUUCUCGUCAUGAUGGGUGAGAACGGUACCGGAAAGACCACUUUCUGUAGGAUGUUGGCCGGUGCCAUCCAGCCAGACGGCACCACCAAGGUCCCCAAGAUGAACAUCAGCAUGAAGCCCCAGAAAAUCACUCCCAAGUACCAGGGUACUGUUCGCCAGCUCUUCUUCAAGCGUAUCAAGACCGCUUUCCUGUCUCCUCAGUUCCAGACCGAUGUCUACAAGCCUCUCAAGAUCGACGACUUCAUCGACCAGGAAGUCCAGAACCUGUCUGGUGGUGAAUUGCAACGUGUCGCCAUUGUCCUGGCUCUGGGUAUGCCCGCCGAUCUCUACCUGAUUGACGAGCCUUCCGCCUACCUGGACUCCGAGCAGCGUAUUAUCGCUGCCCGUGUCAUCAAGCGUUUCAUCAUGCACACCAAGAAGACUGCCUUCAUCGUCGAGCACGAUUUCAUCAUGGCCACCUACCUGGCUGACCGUGUCAUUGUCUUCGACGGACAGCCCUCCAUCGAUGCUCGCGCCAAGUCUCCCGAGUCCCUGGUCACCGGUUGCAACCGCUUCCUGAAGAGCCUGGACGUGACUUUCCGUCGUGACCCCAACAGCUACCGCCCUCGUAUCAACAAGUACAACAGUCAGAUGGACCAGGAGCAGAAGUUGGCGGGUAACUACUACUUCUUGGAGGAAGAGAACUGA
This is a messenger RNA of Penicillium waksmanii, 1803 nucleotides long. Its product is annotated as ATP-binding cassette domain-containing protein. The record is from RefSeq and is a predicted model, not a curated record. Gene Ontology annotation, biological process: translational termination; ribosomal subunit export from nucleus; translational initiation. Gene Ontology annotation, molecular function: iron ion binding; ATP binding; ribosomal small subunit binding. The transcript has 6 exons. Lineage: Eukaryota; Fungi; Ascomycota; Eurotiomycetes; Eurotiales; Aspergillaceae. The coding region runs from base 1 to 1803 and encodes 600 amino acids.